GUGUGUGUGUGUGAGAGAGAGAGAGAGAGAGAGAGAGAGAGAGAGAGAGGAAAAAAUCUAGUAAACCUGACAAAGAGUUGGAGAAAACAGUCCGGACUGUCGGAGGUAGAGGAGACUGGGACGCGCGAGGCGCAGCGCAGCGCAGAGACGCACACUGAUGGAUUUUAGGACAUUCCGCCUGGGACAGCCUUCAGCCUCCUGCCACGUCCUUUAGCGCCAGAAAACUUUAUGUCCAGUUGACAAGUGCGCUAAUCGGGAGCUCUGGACAUGUUCUGCGCUCUGGGAGAAACUUGGUGACGGAGAGGAGCGGUUCUGAAGGGAGAAGCAGCGGCUUGGGUUUCUGCGCUGUUUUCGAAGGAUAACUCUGGACUCGGAUUUCUGCGCGUGACUUUGGACCACGGUGCCGCUCGGUUUUGGAAUAUAAACACUUCUGAUCAGAGUCGAUGUCUGCUUAUUUUGGAAGCUGGAAAAACAGGACAGCGCCUCUCCAAACAUUUUUCCUGCAUUGCGUUGGAGACAUUCUUCUCCCUGGAUUCACCUCAUGCACUCUCCUCGCGUAUCCGUGCAUGCCUAAACACAGACCUCCACGAUUUUAGUCCGCACUGUCCAGGUGACUGGGUGAAUUCCAGUGAGUGACAGCCUAAUCCAGCAGCAGUUGAUGGUUGGGCCGAGCCCCUCAGAUGGGAUCAGUGUCCAGGGGGAGGUGGAGAAGGGGGGCAUGGGGAGCUCUCACCCCCUCUAACGGGAUGGCCUUGUGGGUCUGGUUGCUGGCCUCCGUCCUGCUGUCCCUUCUGACUGUCAGCGUGGCCCGGCCGCCUCUCACCGCCACCAAAGUGGAGGAGGCAACCCUAGAGCCUGAAGAGGCAUCGAACAAAUACCAAAUUUCUAAGCCCACGGUGUGCUCAGUGCACCCGGGGGAGGUGCUGAAGCUGAGCUGCCCCCUGCCAGCGACGGGGACCAUCACUUGGACCAAAGAUGGCAGCUCUUUGGGCACCAACAACCGCACGCUGAUAGAACAUGAGGUGCUGCAGAUCCGUGAUGCCACGCCCAAGGAUUCGGGCCUGUACGCCUGCACCAGCGUGGGCAAAGACACGGUCUGCUUCAUAGUCAAUGUCACAGAUGCCAUCUCAUCGGGGGAUGAUGAGGACGACACAGAGCGAUCGGAGGACACCGGCGCAGAUGGAGAGCAGUUAAGCGCUCCGUACUGGACCUCAUCAGCCAAGAUGGAGAAGAAGCUGCACGCAGUGCCAGCUGCCAACACCGUCAAGUUCCGCUGCGCCGCAGGAGGCAACCCCAAGCCGUCGCUGCGUUGGCUAAAAAACGGCAGGCUCUUCCGCCAAGAAGACCGCAUGGGAGGAUACAAGGUGCGGCCACAGCACUGGACCCUCAUCAUGGAGAGCGUGGUGCCGUCGGACAAGGGAAACUACACCUGCUUGGUGGAAAACAAGUUCGGAUCCAUCAACCACACCUACACGCUGGAUGUAGUCGAACGUUCUCCCCACCGGCCCAUUCUCCAGGCUGGUCUCCCCGCCAACACCACUGUCCGCGUUGGAGAGGAUGCCCGCUUUGUCUGCAAGGUCUACAGCGAUGCUCAGCCUCACAUCCAGUGGCUGAAACACAUCAGUAGGAACGGCAGUCGGUUGGGCCCUGAUGGUCACCCCUACGUCAGAGUGCUAAAGCGUUCAGGCAUUAACAGCUCAGAUGUGGAGAUGCUCACCCUUACCAAUGUGACAGAGGACGAUGCUGGAGAGUAUAUCUGUAAAGUCUCCAAUUAUAUAGGCGAGGCCAGCCAGUCGGGCUGGCUGACUGUCAUCCCAGCGCCUGACAAAUCCAUAGAGCCCAUUUCUCCAGAUUAUGUGGAAAUUGCCAUUUACUGCGCCGGCGUCUUCCUCAUCACCUGCAUGGUGGCCAUCGUGGUGGUGUGUCGCAUGAGAAACACCACAAAGAAGCCCGACUUUGGGGGGCAACCGACGGUCCACAAACUCACCAAACAGAUUCCUCUGCGCCGCCAGGUAACAGUGUCGGCUGAUUCGAGCUCCUCCAUGAACUCCAGCACCCCCCUGGUACGCAUCACCACCCGGAGGAGCUCGGCACACGACGAGCCGAUCCCCGAGUACGACCUUCCGGAGGAUCCGCGAUGGGAGUUCCCCAGAGACAGGUUGACUCUGGGAAAACCUCUGGGAGAAGGCUGCUUCGGCCAAGUUGUAAUGGCAGAGGCCCUGGGCAUCGAUAAGGACAAACCUAAGGAGGCGGUCACUGUUGCCGUCAAAAUGCUGAAAGAUGACGCUACUGAGAAAGACCUGUCCGACCUGGUGUCGGAGAUGGAAAUGAUGAAGAUGAUUGGCAAACACAAGAACAUCAUCAACCUUUUGGGAGCCUGCACUCAGGACGGUCCUCUAUAUGUGAUAGUUGAAUAUGCCUCCAAAGGAAACUUAAGGGAAUACCUCAGAGCGCGCCGGCCACCCGGCAUGGAAUACUCCUACGACAUCGCCCGCGUCUCCGACGAGCAGCUCACCUUCAAAGAUCUCGUCUCCUGCACGUAUCAGGUGGCACGGGGCAUGGAGUACCUAGCAUCACAGAAGUGCAUACACAGAGACCUGGCAGCCAGGAACGUCCUGGUUACAGAAAGCAACGUCAUGAAGAUCGCCGACUUCGGCCUGGCUAGGGACGUCCACAACAUCGACUACUAUAAAAAGACCACCAAUGGUCGUCUACCAGUCAAAUGGAUGGCUCCAGAGGCACUUUUUGACCGGGUUUACACACACCAGAGUGAUGUCUGGUCAUUUGGGGUGCUAAUGUGGGAGAUCUUCACCUUAGGGGGCUCACCCUACCCUGGCAUUCCUGUUGAAGAGCUCUUCAAGUUGCUAAAGGAGGGCCAUCGCAUGGACAAGCCCGGCAACUGCACGAACGAGCUCUACAUGAUGAUGAAAGACUGCUGGCAUGCCAUCUCAUCUCAGAGGCCAACCUUCAAGCAGCUAGUAGAAGACUUGGACCGAAUACUCACCUUGAGCACCAACGAGGAGUAUCUGGACCUGUGCGCCCCGACGGAACAGUAUUCCCCCAGCUUCCCUGACACCCGGAGUUCCUGCUCCUCCGGUGAUGACUCUGUGUUUUCCCACGACCCCUUACCAGACGAGCCCUGCCUCCCCAAGUACCAGCACAUUAACGGGAAUGUCAAAAGAUGAGCUGUCACCCAUCCUCCGUUGUGUUGCUUUGACCUUCCCCAACCCCGGAGCUCCUCAACAGGUGUGCAGCACGGACACCUUCUCUUUCCUCCGCUCUCCCUCUGGAUCCCAUCGGACUAACGGACCCAGACGAGACCGGGCUAGAGGCAGCACUGCUGUCGCGCACUCACACUGCCAUGCACUCUCACGACACGUGAGGCCUUACAGAAGAGGAUGCUCCUCCUCUUCCUCUCUCACACACAAACACAGAUUUUUCCUCAUCUUUUUUUACACAGACGUUGAAAAGUGUUAUUCGCUUUGGUGAUCCAGUUGGCAUUCCAAGACUGACGUUCGCUCCUGGAGGAAUGUAAGGACCAAAAUGAACUUCAAACAAGAAGAACAAGGAAGGAGAAAAAUAGGAAGUGGAUGGAAAGACUGAGUUUUUACUAACAAAACAGGAAUAGGAAGAAGAAAAUAUAUUAAAAAACAAACUUUUAUCCUGAUUAUUUUGUAAUAUUGGUGCAUUUCUCUCAACGAAACAUCCCCAGUCAUUCUAGAAACAGAAUACACAGUAUAUGUAUAGUGCUGGGUAUAUUUGUAAAUAUAUUCAAAUAUGUAUAAAAAUAUAUUUUAUAUUUACUAUGAAUUAUAUUUUGUAUGGACUCGAAACUAUCCCCUCUUCCUGCUUCGAUGUGGGAGGCAGGUAUGCUGACCGGUUGUGUGUCCGGGGUUUCUCUCUGUUGUCCCCACAGAGACGUGGACACACUUUUCUAUGUGAAAACACUCUUUUAUAACACAGCUGAGUAUUGUUUUUCAGGUACUGCAGUAGCAUGUUAAUUUAUUGACUUAUAUACUUUUAAAAUUAAUUGAAAAUAAUACAAAUAUGGCUGAAAUGAUUGCAUUAAGGAUGCAGAUUAUAUGAAAAUAAUCCAAUAAAUGUACGAUAAUUUAAAAUAAUCUUUCAGCAGUAACAAAAAUAUUUUUAGAUGAUUGAAAAGAUCAUGGUUUUGUAAGUUUUAUAUAUGAAUGUGAAUAUUAAGUUAAAUUUUUAAAAACUGUACAUUUUAUAGUCAUCUAAUCCCUUUCUCAUGUAGAUGUUGAUGCCAGUCAUUUUUUUUAAAUAUUCUUUAGAACAUAAGAGGCCUAUUUCUGGAUAUUUAUACAUUGGUGUCAAAGACAUGAGCAAUAGCUACUAGUAACCCACUUCCUCAUUUAGAAUAAAUAUAGACCCAAAUUCACCUGACAGAACUGAAAUCUGUAAGACAAAAGUGUUUUUUUAGGUGUUUUCUACUGGACCAACAUUAAGAUGUUUUGCAGGUGCUCAUGACUCAUUUGCAAAAUAAAUAUUGAAAAAACA
Nothobranchius furzeri (turquoise killifish) is the source of this 4521-nucleotide messenger RNA. It is a transcript of the gene fgfr2, whose product is annotated as fibroblast growth factor receptor 2. The record is from RefSeq and is a predicted model, not a curated record. Gene Ontology annotation, molecular function: ATP binding; fibroblast growth factor binding; fibroblast growth factor receptor activity. Gene Ontology annotation, cellular component: signaling receptor complex; plasma membrane. Lineage: Eukaryota; Metazoa; Chordata; Actinopteri; Cyprinodontiformes; Nothobranchiidae. Gene Ontology annotation, biological process: protein phosphorylation; fibroblast growth factor receptor signaling pathway; positive regulation of cell population proliferation.